Linum trigynum is the source of this 3380-nucleotide messenger RNA. NCBI's taxonomy places the organism in Eukaryota, Viridiplantae, Streptophyta, Magnoliopsida, Malpighiales, Linaceae. The record is from the annotation of a GenBank genome assembly.
GAACCAACAACUCGACAACCGGAGGACUAUCAAUAUGAGGGAUCUGAAAUCCUGCAGCCAAGACCGGAUCCCCAUUAGCAUCCACCAACACCAUCCCACCCGCCGAAUGAGAACCAGACCUUGUCGCCCCAUCCCAUCUACACGAGGCUUGCCCAGUGGAAACCAAAGACUGAGGUCCUGGGAGAGGAGCCAACAGCGGCUGGGGGCGAUCGACAGGCAGGCUAACCCAUUCCUCAAAUUGUUGGUUAAAUUGUCGAAUCAAGGCCGGGAUCCCAAACUGUUUGCCCUCAAAGACUACCCAGUUCCUAGAUCGCCAAAUCCUCCAAAGAACAGCCACAACUUUCAUAAACAGAGGGGCCUGGUGCACUAACGCCAUCAAUCGCUUGAGGAACAGCCACAACUUGCGUAUUAGAUGAUUGAGGAUCGGUAAAUGCGUGAUUUAGCCGCAUUAACAAGCUAACAAUCAAGUCUAUAAGUAUCAUAGCAAAAUUAAUUUAUUGAGUAAAUUUUAUUUUCGAAUCUGUGUGUAUUGGCUAUUUGAAGUUAACUCGUGUUAGUUGAUGUGUUAUGUCUACUUAUUUUUCUAUCCCUAAUCAGUAAUAAAUCAAUAAAAAUAAGAGGUUAGUCAUUUUUUGUGGGUCACAAUCAAAAUCAUAAAUCUGUUUUGCUUUAUCACAUUUGAAAGAAAAUGAUAGGUCCGACUGUGUCCUAUCAAAAGUUCUGGCUCCAGCGCUUCAUCAACGCUCACCUUAUCUUCUUCACUUUAAUUUUAAUUAAGUAGAUAUUAGCAUUAAAAAUGGCGAUUAUCGAUUAUUAAUAAUCUUUCCUUUCCCGCUGCAUUCUCAACUCCGAUGUCGGUUAUUUUUAUAUGGUGGCAAUUCUUCGAUCGUUUUUUCAGAUCCCAACGGUCCACUCUUCUACAAAGGAUGGUACCACUUCUUCUACCAAUACAACCCGAACGGCGCCGUUUGGGGCGACAUUGUGUGGAGUCACGCGGUUUCCCGCGACCUGAUCCACUGGCUCUACCUCCCAUUGGCCAUGGUGGCGGCAGGGGCGGACCCAGGGUGAUUUAGGGGUGUCCCCGUACACCCCUAAAUUUUGAGAAAACGAUUAUCCAACCCCCAGUGGUAAUUUAUGUAUGGACAAAAAAAAUAUAAUUGAUAGUGAGGGACACCCCUUAAAUUUGAAAAAAUGAUUAUCCUACUGUCAUAUAGGAAUAUAAGUGGUAGGUUGGAUAAUUCAAAUCUAGAAUACUAUUAUCAUUAAUAAACUUAAUUUCCGUUGAGCUAACUCAUUUGUUGUUCGAUUUUGAAUAAUGUGUAAUAGUAAAAUGGCAUUCCCUAUCUCUAAUUAUUUUAAAAACCUAACAAUUAAACUAAUUUCAAACUACCCUUAAUUUGUAUUGAUUUUAUGAUUGUACGGCAAGUGUUGAAAGAGUCUUUCAACUUUGGGUUAUAUCAAAAACAAGUUUACAAAUCGAAUAUGCGAUAAGUUCGUGAAUGAUUGUCUAGUAGUGUAUAUAGAGACAAUUUUUUUAACACUAUAAACACCAAGUGUAUUCUACAAUUAAUUUCGAAUAUGAAAACACAUCAUGGAUUUUUUAAACUGUACGAGUAAGGUAUUUUCAUAUUUACAAUUUUAUUUUUAUUUAUUAUUUUUAUUUAAUUAAUUUUUAAAAGAGGACACCCUUAUGAAAAAUUUCCCAGUGGCGGACCAGUGGUAUGACGUCCAGGGUGUCUGAACCGGGUCGGCCACCAUCCUUCCGGACAGAAAGGUCAUGAUGCUCUAUACCGGUUCGACUAACGAGUCGGUCCAGGUCCAGAACCUGGCCUACCCGGCCGACCACGACGACCCACUCCUCCUCGACUGGGUCAAGCACCCGAGCAACCCGGUCCUCGUCCCGCCGCCGGGCAUCCACCACAAGGACUUCCGCGACCCGACCACAGCGUGGCAGACAUCGGAAGGGAAGUGGAGGAUCACGAUCGGAUCGAAAGUCAACAAGACCGGAAUCGCCCUGAUCUACGACACCGACGAUUUCGUCAAUUUCGAGCUCAAGGACGGGUUCCUCCACGGGGUUCCGGGUACCGGAAUGUGGGAAUGUGUCGACUUUUACCCCGUCGCUGUCGCCGGCGGCGACGGCCUUGACACGUCGGCGAACGGCGCGGGCGUUCGCCACGUGGUGAAGGCGAGUUUGGAUGAUGAUCGGCAUGAUUACUACGCGAUUGGGACUUACGAUGAGGAGGCCGGGAAAUGGUACCCCGAUAAUCCGGCGAUCGAUGUCGGAAUCGGGAUUAGGUACGAUUACGGGAUCUUCUAUGCUUCCAAGACUUUCUUUGACCAGAGCAAGCAGAGGAGAAUUCUUUGGGGGUGGAUUGGUGAAUGGGAUAGUGAAGCUGCUGAUGUGAGAAAGGGAUGGGCUUCUCUUCAGGGAAUGCCAAGAACAGUUGUUCUUGAUACAAAGACGGGGAGCAAUCUGCUUCAAUGGCCGGUGGAAGAAUCGGAGAGCUUGAGAUUGAGAAGCAAGGAAUUCAAGAACGUUGUAGCCAAGCCUGGUGCUGUUGUUCCAAUCAAGCUUGAAGCAGCCACACAUUUAGACAUAGUCGCGGAGUUGGAGCUGGACAAAGAGGCGGUAGACAGAGUAGUUGAGUCCAACGAGGAGUUCAAGUGCAGCAGCAGCAAAGGUGCAGCUCACCGCGGUGCUUUGGGACCAUUCGGCCUUCUGGUGCUCUCGGAAGAAACUCUCAGCGAGCAAACCCCUGUAUACUUCUACGUUGUCAAGGGAAAGAACGCAACUUUGAGGACUUACUUCUGCGCUGACCAAUCUAGGUCAUCUCUGGCGAACGAUGUGAAUAAGCAGAUUUACGGGAGCUCUGUACCGGUACUAGAAGGGGAGAAAUUCGGGGUUAGGAUGUUGGUGGAUUAUUCGAUAAUCGAGAGUUUUGCUCAGGGUGGAAGGAGUGUUAUUACGUCGAGAGUUUACCCAACAAAGGCGAUCUACGGAGCAGCUAGGCUGUUUUUGUUCAAUAAUGCGACAGAAGCUGGUGUCACAGCUUCUAUCAAGGUUUGGCAGAUGAAUUCUGCAUUCAUCCGCCCAUUUCCAAACCUGUAGAUGGAUGAUUCGAUGAGGAAGAAGCCUCGAAAACGAAAAAGUGAUAGAAGAAGAUAAUUCGAUGACCCGCUAAUGAUUCUGUGGUGGAUUCAAUUUGGAGUAAUUUUUUGUUUCUUUGGGAUGAAGGGGGGUGUGAGCUUGUUGUAAGUAAAGAAAGAGGGAAAUGUAAGAGAGGGGUUGUAAUUGUGAGUGGGCGAUGGAUUCCCAUUUUCCCAAUGAGAUUGGUGUGAAGGAACUUGCAAUCUCCCUAUAAUCAAUCUUAGAUCAAACG